UGUCGAAUUGCAGUUCAAAGUAAACAUUGAAUAACUUAAGACAGAUAAAACAGUUCUAGUAAAUCGAUCAAACAAACAAAGUGAAUAGCCAUUGCAAAAGUUUAAAGGAAUACAAAAUCAAUUGAAAGGGAAAUACAAAACCUUAUAAAAGUCAAAAAUAAAAAAAAUCAGUUGCAAGUUGCAGCGAGAACGUCAUCAAAACCCCUUUGAGCCAAUAAUGUCUUCUCAGGACUUGUCCAAGCCAAGUCCCUUGGAUGAGGUGAAAUUUGCAGGCGGCCGCUAUGACAAACAAUUCAAUCCAACCUUGCAAUUUCAUAAAAUAAUCGUAGAGCAACCUGAAGAUGAAGUUGACUUCAGCAGCGGCUUCGAGACACAAUAUGAACAAGAAUAUCGACCUCUUAAACCCAAGGUUAUCGUACCAGACAAACAAAAUCCCAAAACUUUAUGGUAUCACGAUUUAAAAACCAUACUUUUGGUUGCCCUAUUAAUUGUCAUCUUUCUUUUGGGCACUAUACUACUGACUAUAUUGGUGUUCACUUCUGAUCCUCUGUAUGUCUUUGCCAUCAUUUCCGUUUAUCUGAUAUUGACCAUUACAGGGGUUAUCGUAGAAGUGAAGAGCAUACAUCUGCGUUGAAGGAGAGAGGAAAUGAAUUUGGAGCUUUUUUUUUAAAUGAGCAGUGAUGAAAAAGUGAUUUUUUUUUAAUUGUGUUAACAUUUUUGUUUGUUUUUUAUUAUUUUUUUUUAACAAAUUAUGGUUUAAUUUAUUAAUGUAACUAAAAAU
Molecule: messenger RNA, 781 nt
Organism: Stomoxys calcitrans (stable fly)
Lineage: Eukaryota; Metazoa; Arthropoda; Insecta; Diptera; Muscidae
Exons: 1
Coding region: 218-634 (138 amino acids)
Source: RefSeq, a predicted model, not a curated record